CUUUUUGGAGAUGCUAAAAAUUAAAAACAUUCAAAUGGUUCAUUUGAACGAUCCGAUUCGGUUCAUUUGGAAAGAAAUGAUUCACUCAAAAAUAAGAAAUGUCUAAAAUAACCCUUAGAAACCAACAAUUUAUCAUUAAACCCUGCAUCUAAAUCAAAUGAUGAAUCGUAUACGAACUUUUCCAUCCUACAACACAGUUGGGUUUCAUGGAUAGGUGAUCCUUCCAGCAAGUUUGUCCAAAAGUCGAAACAGCCAAAAAAUGUAUUGCUGUGCUUGGAAGAGUGUGAGAGCGAUGACCUGCGUCUCACAUGUUUUCUCUUUGGGGCAAUUUAUCAAACACCUUCCAUGCGCAAAAUCGCACACAUUUCUUCGUAAGAGUUCUCAGUUCAACACCCACACCGAUGUCGCUGUUAGCACGACAACUUCAUGUUUCAAAGGCCUCAGUUCCAACCAACAAACCCAAAUCCAUCUCUACGUCAAUACCCUUCUCCAAUGGAACCAGAAAAUGAACCUUACGGCAACUAAAGAAGCUGAUGAAGUAAUGGAGAGGCAUAUCGAAGAUUCUCUUGCGAUAUUGCCUCCUAUAAAGACUUGUUACAACUUGCAUUCCAAUGAUUUGUUUGAUGAUCACAUCAAUUUAAUUGAUGUUGGAAGUGGUGCAGGCCUUCCUGGAUUGGUCCUAGCCAUUGCUUGUCCAGAUUGGAGAGUUACUCUACUGGAGUCUAUAAACAAGCGUUGUGUUUUCUUGGAGCACGUCGUGAAUGUAACCGGACUUACGAAUGUUAAAAUUGUUAGAGGCAGAGCGGAGUAUGUUCACUUGUUUAUUUGGCUUCUCUUGGUUUCUCUAGAACAGAAUUGUGGGCACGAUGUUAUGUACAGAGAGAAGUUUGAUGUGGCUAUUGCAAGAGCUGUCGCAGAGAUGAGAGUCUUAGCUGAAUAUUGUCUUCCUCUGGUUCGGGUUGGUGGAUUUUUUGUAGCUGCUAAAGGUCAUGACCCUAAGGAGGAAGUUCAAAAUGCAGAAAAUGCAGUUCGCAUAUUGGGUGGUUCCAUAUUGCAAAUUAGUCCAGUGGAUUCACAUAGCCAAUAUGGACAAAGAACAACAGUUGUUUGUCGUAAAGACCAUUCCACCCCUCAAAAAUAUCCUCGCGAAGCAGGAACUCCUUCUAAAUUACCCUUGUAAUUUCAUGCCUAAUCACUUUCCUUUAAUUUUGAUUUUGUAAAAUAUUUGAAAACAACAUUUGUAAUAUCACUUCCCAUUGUGUAGUUCACUGUUAAUCGUCAGUUUUGUGUCUUCAAUAUUCCUAUUUUUAUUUUUCUUACAUCUUUCCAUGUAAGAUGAUAUGAGCCUUUUCUCCAAUAUCUUUCAGUUCUGCAUU
Messenger RNA from Thlaspi arvense, 1376 nucleotides. Lineage: Eukaryota; Viridiplantae; Streptophyta; Magnoliopsida; Brassicales; Brassicaceae. The record is from the annotation of a GenBank genome assembly.